GCGCCUGCUCUCCCCACCGAAGCGCCGCGCGCCAAAAUCUGAGGAAGAAGCGACCGUGUUACACAAAAGCGUCGCCAUUCUCGCAGAGGUGGGAACAAAGGUUCGCUGCCGUUAAAGGAACAGCGACCGAGAGCUUCUCUCUCUGGGGCUGCGGCGCUUUCCACGCCCAGACUCCAUAACGGGGAGAGCGAGCGAGAGAGAGAGAGAGAGGGAGAGGGAGAGAGAGAGAGAGGGACGACCCAGGACACACCGCACCGCACGGACAGAGAGCUAGUGCGCGCGAGACCGACCCGAGUGUGCAUGUGUGCGUGCGUGUAGCACUGACUGAGCGAGAAAGAGAAAGAAAAGCGUGUCUGACGAGCCGACGGAACGGCGUUUCCAGGCAACCGGCCUGUGGACCGCUCGCGCUCCCUCCCUCGAGCCCGCUGUUCCGUUCCGCUCCUCUCCUCUCCUCUCCGCCGAGACCGGAGCGCGCUGCCGAGAGUCCGGGACGGAGGGGACGGGGCUCCGCCGUGCACAGCGAGCUAGCGAGCGCACGAUGCUGUGUGGCGCGCCUCGGCCGUGAGAGCUGAACCCCCCCCCUCCUACUGGCACUGGCAGCCGGGCUCGGAAUAGAGCGGCGCGCCUCGGCACCAUCAUGGGUAAGGAGCAGGAGCUGCUGGAAGCGGCGCGCACCGGCAACGUUGGCGUCGUGGAGAAAUUACUGAGUGGGAAGAAGGGGCUGCUGGGCAGCGCGUCGGGCUCCAUCCCUCUGCCCGGGCUGCUCAGCAUCUGGCGGGGCCUGAAUGUGAACUGUGCUGACAGCUCUGGGUACACACCUUUGCACCACGCCUCACUCAACGGACACAGGGAUGUGGUGCUAAAACUUCUCCAGUUCGAAGCCUCCACCAACGUGGCCGACAGCAAGGGCUGCUUCCCUCUGCAUCUAGCCGCUUGGAAGGGAGAUGUGGAGAUCGUGCGCAUCCUCAUCCACCAUGGCCCCUCGCACUGCAGGGUCAACGAGCAGAACAACGAGAAUGAGACUGCGCUGCACUGCGCUGCCCAGUACGGGCACUCUGAGGUGGUUCGGGUUCUGCUGGAGGAGCUGACGGACCCUACUAUGCGAAACAGCCGUGGUGAGACACCUCUGGAUCUGGCGGCACUUUAUGGCCGACUGCAGGUGGUCCGUAUGCUGGUCAACGCCCACCCCAGCCUGAUGAGCUGCAGCAAUGGCAGGCACACACCGCUCCACCUGGCCGCACGCAAUGGGCAUCGUGCAGUCAGUGAAGUGCUCCUGGAUGCUGGCAUGGAUGUCAACAUGAAGACGGAGAAGGGCAGUGCCCUCCACGAAGCAGCACUCUUUGGGAAGAUGGAUGUAGUCCGGCUCCUCUUGGAUUCAGGGAUUGAUGCCAACAUCCGGGACAGCCAUGGAAGGACUGCCCUGGACAUUCUGAAGGAGCAUCCAGCUCAGAAAUCCCAGCAAAUCACCGCACUCAUUCAAGAGUACAUGGCCAAGGAGAUGGACAGCAAGAGUUUGAUAGAGGAGCCGGUUCGACACUGUCCAGUACCCACGCCCCGUACCUCUGUGUCCUCCCCGGCCGCCUCACCCUCCCUCAGGAUCAAGAAUGACGCUGUGACGGGUGAGCUGUCCAAGCUGUUGAAUGAAAUCCAGAUGUGCCGGGAUCGGGACUGCUCCUUUGAAGACCUAUGCCAGACCAUCUCCUCCCACUCCAUGGAGAGCUUCAGCAGUGGUCGCCAUGCUGAUGAACAACGAAAUGGCACCCUGAAUCGCAUCAGUAAGAAGCGCUCGCCUCCGCUGGCCCCCGCUCCAGAGGAGGAUGAGGGGGAGAAGAGCUGUGGUCCAACCGGCCUCUGGGAGGCGCUCACACCCUGCAACGGCUGCCGAACCUUGGGCUUCUCCGGAUUGUCUCAGGAUACCAAGCGAGUGGCGGAGGUCAUCCCUUCUCCAUCUCUCGACGUCUUCCUGCCUGAGGACGAGGACAACCCUUUUGAGUUUGUCACCACCGCAGUCACCCGCAAACCCUGCUCACUGGACAUUGGCCCCCUAUCGGCCUGCUCCCGGAGCGUUUCAGACAACUCCCCCCAUGUGACCAUCGCGGAACCUGAUCUGUGUAACCAUGGGAACAGCUCUGCAGGGCCAACUCCAGACUGCUCACCCCCCUCUCCUGACACAGCGUUAAAGAACAUUGAGAAAGUGAUCCGCCCACAGGUUUAUACGACUGCCAACCAGUUGGAUGUGGUCUCAUUAAUGGUCACAUCCCAGCCGAAGCAGCGCACAUCGCUGUCUUCUGUCUUGGAGGUUCAGCGACCCAACCACAGCUACGACCCCUCAGAAGUCAGCUCAUCCCUGGGCUACGCCAGCUUCAGCGCCAGUCCACCGCUCAGCCCUGCCCUCAGCCCCGCCCCUGGCUCUGCAUUCAGCCCGGCCAACUACUCCAUUGGCUCUGCAGAGGACUGUGGCCUGGCAGAGGAGACCCUCGUGGAGGAGGAUUGCCGGGGAGGACAUGUGCCAGAGCAGUUUGCCGGUCUGCUGCACGGCUCGUCGCCAGCCUGUGAGUCACCAGAUAACCCCUACCAGCUGUACGGCAAGGUGCACAAGUUCAGCGCCUUCGAACCAAGCUCAGCGCAUCACCACGGCAACUUGCUGCAGGCGCCUGAAAUUUGCACACGUCUCCCUUGCACGGGCAGCGACACUUCUGGCCUGAAGGGCCCACGGGAGCCCAAACCUCAGGUGGUCUACCGGACUAUCUUCCACACCCGCGUCAACCAGAACCUAAAUCAGAACCCAGUAGGCUCCACAGGAACUUCCUUUGGCCGGCCGGGGCUGGAGGAACGAGCCUGCACUCUGGGCAGGAUGCGGUCCGUUCCCAGGAACGUGCUGGACCUGCAGCUCUCCCGGAACUUCUCCAAGUCCGACUCCAACCUGAUCUCAGUGUCACCCAUUCAGGAGGAACGUCGCAGCCAACCUGGCGCCGGUAGAACCAGCCCCAGUAAUAGGCUGGAGAGAACACCCUCCUUCACAGCCGAGUGGGAGGAGAUUGAUAAGAUCAUGAGCUCAAUUGGAGCUGGAAUUGGUACGGGGCUAGAAGAGAUCAAGGAAGACCCGUCAGGGCCACGCUGCCCAGCCCAGUCCGUGGGCCAGUGGCUGGACAACAUUGGCCUGGUCCAGUACGAGAACCACCUGCUGGCCAACGGGUUCGACAACGUGCAGUUCAUGGGCAGUAAUGUGGUGGAGGACCAGGACCUGCUGGAGAUCGGCAUCCUCAACUCCGCCCACAGACAGCGCCUCCUCCAGGCCAUCCGGCUCCUACCUCGGGUGCGGCCCAUCGGCUAUGAUGGCAACAACCCGACGUCGGUGGCGGAGUGGCUGGAGUCCCUGGAGCUCGGAGACUACACCAAGGCCUUCCUGGUCAAUGGAUACACCUCCAUGGAGCUGGUGAAGAAGAUUUGGGAAAUAGAGCUCAUCAACGUGCUGAAAAUUAAUCUGAUAGGACACCGGAAGCGUAUCCUUGCCUCCCUGGGAGACCGGCUCCACGACGACCCUCCCCAAAAACCACCCCGAGCGAUAUCUCUGAGGGAGCCCACCGGGAACCACACGCCCCCACAGCUGUCGCCGUCACUCAGCCAAAGCGCCUACACUACCGCCGGCUCCCUGGACGUGCAGCACCUCAUGAUGCAGGCCGACGCACGGCGACGACGCAAUGAAAACUACUUUGACGAUGUGCCGCGCUCCAAGCUGGAGAGGCAGAUGGCGCAAGUGAGCAUGCAAGGCGAAUGGUGUGAGCCGAUCACGUUGCGGCCGCCGAACGAGGCGACGUCGUCCACGCCAGUGCAGUACUGGCAGCACCAUCCCGAGAAGCUUAUCUUCCAGUCGUGUGACUACGAGGCCUAUUACCUGGGCUCCAUGCUGGUGAAGGAGCUGAGAGGGACGGAAUCCACGCAGGACGCCUGUGCCAAAAUGAGGAAGUCUACAGAACAGAUGAAGAAGAUCCCCACCAUUGUCCUGUCUGUCUCCUACAAAGGAGUCAAAUUUAUCGAUGCCACAAAUAAGAACAUCAUCGCCGAGCACGAAAUCCGCAACAUCUCCUGCGCUGCCCAGGACCCCGAGGAUCUCUCCACGUUCGCCUACAUCACCAAAGACCUGAAGUCCAGCCACCACUACUGUCACGUGUUCACGGCCUUCGACGUGAACCUCGCCUAUGAGAUCAUCUUGACGCUGGGUCAGGCCUUCGAGGUGGCCUAUCAGCUAGCUCUCCAGGCGCGGAAAAGCGGCCACGGCUCGUCCACGCUGCCCGAGAGCUUCGACAGCAAGCCGACCAAACCGAUCCCCAAGCCCCGCAUGAACAUUCGCAAGUCUGUCAUGCCCCCCUCUAGCCGCUGGUCCCUGGGACACAUACAUACCCCCCACCGGCCUCCUCACCUUCCUCCUCCUCCUUCCCGACUCCUUCAUCCUCACAAAGUUCAAUUUCAGAUGGAGCAGCCGUCCAUGGAGCAGAAAGCCCACGCCAACGUCCCAUGGAUAGUGGAGCCGGGGCAGGAGGCCAAGAGAGGAGUCAACACCAACCAGAGCUAAGCUGCAGACGCAUGAAAACGCUGUCCUGAGGGUGAGCCUCUGUUUCAGCCUGUAGGGGGCAGCAGUGAGCGCGCGUCCCUCCACUCGUUUUUCUAACAGCGAUGCGACAUUUGCCUCUUUUUUUUUUCCCCUUUUAAAUCCCGUCCUCUCCCUUCGCCAGCCCUUGCUCAUCCUUUCUCCACCCCCCCCCCCCAGCUGCCUGAGUGAGAAUAAACCGUAAUGCUGCUAAGAGCUCACACUAGUCUUUUUUUUUUUUUUUUUUUUUUUUUUGGUCCUCUUUAAGAAACCCCUCCGUCAGUAAGCUUUGUGACAUGUCGUGGGGAGGGGAAGGGAGGGGCAAACAGAGAGGAAGGCGCUGAGUUCACUUACUGCAGGGAUGGACUGAUAGGGAAGAACUGUCCUCUGCACCAUGUAGCAGCAUUUUACUUCAGUCAAAAAAAAAAAAUCCUCAUCUCAUCACCCCCCCCAUGUGGUUUGAGCAACGAGUGUGUCUGGGGCGAACUACUGAAAGGGAAGUUUGGCAUGCGGCCUGCUGUAUGUGAGAGGGAGCUGUGGCUUGAGCCCCACCCUGAAAGUACCUCAGUUCGAGCGGCACAGUUCAAUCACACUUAUUCGCAGAAAAGGAAAACAAAUAUUGCAAUGAAAGGAAUGUUUUUGCUCUUUUUAAAAAUUUAAAAAAAAAAAAAAAAAAAAAAAAAAACCACCAACUGUGUAAUUUGCGAAGGCUGUGUGGCUUGUCGAGCGCAUGACGUCCAUGCUGGCCUGGUGAAGAGGGGUGUGGCCAGCAGGAGAGGCAGGGCUGUGGGAGGAGCCUCUGGAUAAGUCAUGUGAUCUCCUUUACAGGGCAGUGCCGGACGCUCAUGUCUUUUACAGUGGAAUGCAAAGAAUGUAGCCAGCCCCGCUAAACACGGACCCUUCUCAGAGACACGCUGUUAAAGGCACCCCCCCAGCCCUGCCAAACACGGACUCUGUCCCGCACGCAGUUCUGACGGACCACAGAGCUUGCUGAGCAACAGGCCUUACAGAAUGUACACUUUUGCAGAAGUCAUCGCUGCCAUGGCAACAACUAUCGCCAGUGUGGGAGGGGGAGUGGGGAGGGUGUUGGGACCCCCAUGGGUUUCAUCUGUGACCUUUGCUGGGAAAGCUGUAUUUCCAGGGAUGGGGGGGAAAGAGUGGUUGGUGGACAGUUACCAAGGCACACACCUGAAAUCUUCUAAAAAGAACCAGUAGGAGGUGGGGCGGGUGGAUUGGGGGAGGGGGGGGUGGAGGGACAUUUGAGUCACCACAGGAUAAAGGACCUCUGGUUUGCCUUUUUCUUUUGGUUUUUUUUUUUGUUUGUUUUUUUUUUUUUUAAUUUAUUUUUAUUUUUUUAAAACUUUUGUGGUCAAGACCACCGUAUAAUAUGCACAACUGAGUGGACUGGCAUCGUGAGGUUGGCAUCACAGAGCUGGCGAGAGCCAGUGUCACCAGGGAGGUAGCUAACCCAAUAACGGUCAUGCCAUCUGAUUCAGUGUUCACAUUGCCAGGCAUUUUAAAUGUUUAAUAUAGAAUUAUUAUACUACCAUUAAUAUUCUUCUUAUUGUGAAAUUAUGGUCUAAUGUUGUCUUAAUGUUACAUUAUUUUUAUAUGACAUGCUGAACUGAAACUGGGCUUCAAAAAAAAAUGCCAUCCUAAAAAAGAACUAUGGGCCCUGAAUGUGUGGAUGGCAGCUAAUGGCUGGGCUUCAUUUGAAAAACCAUUGUAUCAUUUAUUGUGGGGCUGAUGUAAUAUUUUACUGCAGUAUUACUGUACUAGAAUAAAAACAGUCCUCAUGUAAAUAGAUAUUUUGCCAAUUCAUUGUUCAUACAUGUAAUGUAGUAAAAGUCGCAGUAAAUGGCAAUGGAGACAUGGUACCAAAUUUUGAGAGAAAAACAAAAUGUAAAAAAGUUUUAAAGAUUUUACAGGGGACAAUGAAUGAUACCCUGACUGACUGCAGACUAACACCUGUAUAUAGGCUUGGGCUUCCAGUACACAGAUUUUGUAAUUUUAGUCAUUAUUUAUAUCCUUGUAAAGCACAUGGAAUAAACAUGACUUGUACAGUCGCCGAGGGCUCCUGGUCUCUGUCCCUAAACAGUUGCAGGAUUUGUUUUUACAGGAUUGUCUCAUGUUACUUUAUUCUGAGUGUCUGCAUGGCUGCUGAUGCAUUUAUAUGCUAUAAUUACAGCUGUACUCAACAUCACCAACAAAGAUACAAGCCUGAAUGUAGUUUUUUAAAAAAAAAAAAAAGUUGCACAAGGGGAAGAAA
Molecule: messenger RNA, 6857 nt
Organism: Scleropages formosus (Asian bonytongue)
Lineage: Eukaryota; Metazoa; Chordata; Actinopteri; Osteoglossiformes; Osteoglossidae
Gene: anks1b
Product: ankyrin repeat and sterile alpha motif domain containing 1B
Exons: 28
Coding region: 638-4573 (1311 amino acids)
Biological process (GO): ephrin receptor signaling pathway
Cellular component (GO): cytosol
Molecular function (GO): ephrin receptor binding
Source: RefSeq, a predicted model, not a curated record